CUUAUACUCAUUACGACUCACUAAUACCCUCAUUACGAUUUACGACUCACUAAUACCCUCAUUACGAUUUACGACUCACUUAUACCCUCAUUUAUUCAAUGGUUUUUUUCAUUUUCUUAUUCGGUUUCAUCUUCAUUUAUAUUCGGUUUAAUAAAAGUUAUUGUAUAAUGCCGCAUGCCAGUCUUCCACACGUAGAACAAUUGCAACAAUCGAAUUGGCUUUGCGUAAAGCGUUACGGCCGUAUUAUCGCCGAGCCGCGAGAAACAAAAAGGGUUUGUCCGAAUGAUAACGGUAGCAUUGCAAAUUUCAUUGCAAAUUUCAUUGCAACUUCGCCCAUGGUAUAUUUACAAAUCGUAUAAGUAUUGGAAAGGUAUUGUGGUAUUGUAAGGGCA
Hyphopichia burtonii NRRL Y-1933 is the source of this 392-nucleotide messenger RNA. RefSeq lists its product as uncharacterized. The record is from RefSeq and is a predicted model, not a curated record. NCBI's taxonomy places the organism in Eukaryota, Fungi, Ascomycota, Pichiomycetes, Serinales, Debaryomycetaceae. Bases 99 to 359 code for a protein of 86 amino acids. The transcript has a single exon.